Messenger RNA from Lampris incognitus (smalleye Pacific opah), 3704 nucleotides. It is a transcript of the gene epha4b, whose product is annotated as eph receptor A4b. Gene Ontology annotation, biological process: protein phosphorylation; cell surface receptor protein tyrosine kinase signaling pathway; axon guidance. Gene Ontology annotation, cellular component: plasma membrane; neuron projection. The record is from RefSeq and is a predicted model, not a curated record. The coding region runs from base 1 to 2952 and encodes 983 amino acids. Lineage: Eukaryota; Metazoa; Chordata; Actinopteri; Lampriformes; Lampridae. The transcript has 19 exons. Gene Ontology annotation, molecular function: protein binding; ATP binding; transmembrane-ephrin receptor activity.
AUGGCACCACCACUCGUCCAUUGGAUUUAUCACUCCCUUUUCCUGUCUUCCCUUCCUCUUUUUCACGCGUUUGCACCGAGCGAAGCCUUACGGAAUUACCCGGAGAAUGAAGUUACGUUGCUAGACUCCAUGUCAGCCUUGGCCGACUUGGGCUGGGAGGCCUACCCAAAUGAGGGGUGGGAGGAGAUCAGUGUGAUGGAUGAGAGGAACACCCCGAUGAGGACCUACCAGGUAUGUAACGUCAUGGAGGCCAACCAGAACAACUGGCUGAGGACACGGCACAUCAGCCGCGACGGGGCACAGCGUGUCUACAUCGAGAUCAAGUUCACCUUGAGGGACUGCAACAGCCUGCCGGGGGUCUCCGGCACCUGUAAAGAGACAUUCAACAUGUACUACUAUGAGUCCAACAAUGCCAACCUGUGGUUCAUCAAGGAAAGCCAGUAUGUCAAGAUAGACACAAUUGCUGCUGACGAGAGCUUCACACAGGUGGAUGUUGGCGACCGGGUGAUGAAGCUAAACACGGAGGUGCGGGAUAUCAGCAACUUGAGCAAAAAGGGAUUCUACCUGGCCUUCCAGGACCUGGGGGCCUGCAUCGCCCUGGUCUCAGUGAGGGUCUUCUACAAGAAGUGUCCUCUCACGGUGCUCAACCUGGCCCAGUUCCCCGACACAGUCACUGGUGGAGACUCAGCCUUGGUGGAGGUUCACGGCGUUUGUGUGAAUGCCUCAGAGCAGUUCGAGGCUCCCAAGAUGUACUGCAGCGCUGACGGUGGCUGGCUGGUGCCCAUCGGGAGGUGUGUGUGCAAGCCAGGCUUCGAGGAGCACAAGGAUGUCUGCCAACCCUGCAGACCGGGUACCUAUAAGGCCUCAGCCACCGACGCCUAUUGCACCAAAUGUCCCCCACACAGCUCCUCCCACCAAGAGCAAGCCUCCGAAUGUGUCUGUGAAAAAGGCUACUACCGUGCUGAGACUGACCCGCGCUCCAUGGCCUGCACACGUCCUCCUUCAGCUCCAGAAAACCCCAUCUCAACGGUCAACGAGACAUGUGUCACGCUGGAGUGGUCCCCACCCCGAGACAUGGGAGGCCGGGGAGACGUCACAUACAGUCUUCACUGCAGGAAGUGCUUCGCUGACACCGGCAAAUGCGCUCCCUGUGGCAGCAGUGUCCACUUUGUGCCCAGACAGUUUGGCCUUUUGUCGGCCACGGUCCUGGUCACAGACCUGCAGCCGGACUCCAACUACACCUUCAUCAUCGAGAGCCAGAACGGAGUUUCUGACUUGAGCCCCUCGCCCAGAGGGGUGGUGGUGGUUAAUGUCACCACAUCACAGACAGUGAGUGUGGUGCUGAAGGAGAGGAGGAGUAAGGACAGCGUGACAUUGGCAUGGCAGGGUCCAGACAGGCCCGAUGGAGCGAUAGUGGAGUAUGAGGUCAUCUAUUACGAGAAGAACCAGCGGGAGCAGAACUACACAGUCCUGAAGACUCGCUCUAACAUGAUGACGGUGGACGGGCUGAAACCCGGGACCACCUAUGUGUUCAGGGUCAGGGCUCGAACUGAUGGCGGCUACGGCAGCUAUGGAGGAGAGAUCGAACUGGAGACCAGCCAUGAAGACAUGUUGGCUAUCGGCGACCCAAACCAGUCCACCAUCCUGGCCGUGUCCAUCGCGGGAGGAAUCGUCCUCCUCGUCUUCCUGGUUGCCUGCUUUGUGGUCAGCGGAAGGCAUUGUGGAUAUAUCAAAGCCAAGCAGGAUCCUGAUGAAGAGAAGAUGCAGUUCCAACAUGGCCGAGUGAAGCUUCCAGGCAGCAGGACCUACAUCCAUCCCCACACCUAUGAAGACCCCAACCAGGCUAUCAGGGACUUUGCCAAAGAGAUUGAUGCGUCCAGCAUCCGCAUAGAAAGAGUGAUAGGAGCUGGUGAGUUUGGGGAAGUGUGCAGCGGUCGGCUACGCAUCCAGGGAAAGAGGGAGAUCUACGUGGCCAUCAAGAGCUUGAAGGCGGGCUACUCUGACAAACAGAGGAGGGACUUCCUGUCCGAGGCGUCCAUCAUGGGACAGUUUGACCAUCCGAACAUCAUCAGGCUGGAGGGCGUGGUCACCAGAUGCAAGCCGGUGAUGAUCAUCACAGAGUUCAUGGAGAACGGAUCUCUGGACACCUUUCUUAAGAAGCAUGACGGCCAGUUCACGGUGAUCCAGCUGGUGGGCAUGCUGCGUGGCAUCGCCUCCGGUAUGAAGUACCUGUCAGACAUGAGCUACGUGCACCGAGACCUGGCCGCUCGAAACAUCCUGGUCAACAGCAACCUGGUGUGCAAGGUGUCCGACUUCGGCCUGAGUCGAGUUCUGGAGGAUGACCCCGAGGCCGCCUACACCACACGGGGAGGGAAAAUUCCCAUCAGAUGGACUGCUCCAGAGGCCAUAGCUUACAGGAAGUUCACCUCUGCUAGUGAUGUGUGGAGUUAUGGCAUCGUCAUGUGGGAGGUUGUUUCCUAUGGAGAGAGACCCUACUGGGAGAUGUCCAACCAGGAUGUGAUCAAAGCAAUAGAUGAAGGCUACCGUUUGCCUGCUCCUAUGGACUGUCCUGUGGUGCUGCACCAGCUCAUGUUGGACUGCUGGGAGAAGGGGCGCAGCGAGAGGCCAAAGUUCGGCCAGAUUGUCACGACCCUGGACAAACUGAUCAGAAAUCCAGCCAGCCUCAGAGAGCUUGCCAACAGCUCAGUAUGUAGGCAGGAUCCGUCUACCCCCGAGUUCAGCGUGAGCACAGUUGACGAGUGGUUGGAUGCUAUCAAGAUGGGGCAGUACAAGGACAACUUCUCUAGCUCAGGAUACGUCACCCUGGACUCAAUCCUCUACAUCAGUGUCAGUGAGUUGGGUAAGAUGGGUGUGAGUCUGGCAGGCCACCAGAAGAAGAUCCUGUCUAGCGUGCAGAGUCUGCAGGCCCACGGGACACAUAUCCAAGUAUAAUAUUUUGUCCAUAAACACACAAUGACACCGAGCCAAAAUGGACGCUCCCUUCAAGAGAUUACCCGCUGAGAUGGAGCCUCAAUGGAUACUUCUGUGCUCACCCUCCAUUGAUUCUGAGACACUGAGAUGGAGACAAAAAGGACGCUUGGCUCCUUCACCUUCUCGCAGUUUUCACCAUUCUCCCCAUCCCUGAUGGGCACUACCAGCUUUAGCACCGAGUCCCAGCAACACAACCACCAUUGCAGAGCAACAGAGAGACACUCGUGUCCAGCCAGGCCACAUCUAGAGCAUCUCAGACCAUUUCACUUCAUAUCAGCUCGACAAAACAAAGGAAAAAAAUAUAUUAAAAAAAAAAAUUCUGAAAAAUGAAGUACAAAAAAGAAAUUAGAAUAUAAUUAUCAUCACUGUCUGUGAAGUGUACAGUUGGAUUUUACUGUUGUUUUGUUUUUUUUUCUCUUUUGAGAAUGGCAUUUUGAGUUCUCACUUUCGAAAAAUUUAAAGAGGUCGGAAGAUACAGUAUGUAUAUGUGUAGAUAUAUGUUUAUAUGGACUGUGUCCCGCAACCGUAGAGAUGGACCUAACGUUUGUAUUGGUGUUAAGGUUUAUAUAGGUGGACCUUAGGAGUUAUACCUGGUACGUGUAUGACCCCUUCCCUUGCUUUGUGUAACCAGAACGCCAUUAGGUGAGCCAAGACAAUAAAUGGCAUGAAUGUGUGGGCAGUAUGGCUACAGAGAAAAUGGACCUGUUGAGACA